AUGAUCCUCGAAGUCGGGCCAGAGGCUCAACACCGUACGGCAGUGUUUACGAACCCCUUCGGGGACGACCUCACACGAGCGAAUAGCCUUGCAGGCGGUCCCAUUACCAUAUCCCUGAGCCAUAGUGGACAGAGCUUUGGACGUAAGGCGUUCAACAUGAUACGUAUCAUGUUGACCGUCAUGAACCUCGAAGUCUUCCUGACUUAG
Ascochyta rabiei is the source of this 207-nucleotide messenger RNA. RefSeq lists its product as uncharacterized. The record is from RefSeq and is a predicted model, not a curated record. The coding region runs from base 1 to 207 and encodes 68 amino acids. The transcript has a single exon. NCBI's taxonomy places the organism in Eukaryota, Fungi, Ascomycota, Dothideomycetes, Pleosporales, Didymellaceae.